GUGCUUUGUGACAGAAACCUUAUCUACAACCUGGGUUUCAGUGUGUUGAGUGCCGCUGUGGAGUCAUUGCUCAAACCACAAUCCUUGGUUCCUAUGGAGGUAACAAAUGUAUCGACAAUUGUGCCAAAUUAUCAUGACCUCUUCAUUUUUGACAUGCUGCAUGAGUGGGAUCUCAGUGUAUGGAAGCAAACCCUGAUACACCUUCUUCACCUGCUGGUGUGUAACAUUGCAUCAUCAGUAAGGCCAUGCCCAUCAACAUUAUACAGAUUCAGACAAAUGCCCACUUUUAGCCACAAAACGAUUCACUGUUUUGAUGCAAAUGUCUCUAAACUCAAGAAGUGUUAUGAAGUGUUCCCUGUAAAUCCCCCCUAA
Messenger RNA from Laetiporus sulphureus 93-53, 372 nucleotides. RefSeq lists its product as uncharacterized. The annotation marks the transcript as partial. NCBI's taxonomy places the organism in Eukaryota, Fungi, Basidiomycota, Agaricomycetes, Polyporales, Laetiporaceae. The transcript has 3 exons. The record is from RefSeq and is a predicted model, not a curated record.